CCGCCCCUCCCCGCCCCGCCCCGCCCCAGAAGUCUCUCGAGAAUCCUGCCGGACCUCGGAGUUGCACCGUCUGACUGCUCUGAGGUCCCGUAGCUCCGUGCUGUGAAGUCUGAGGGUAGUGCUUCCGGGCCGCAGCCUAGGACGCCUCCGCGGCGGUGCCUGGGCAGCAUGGCCGUAUUCCGCUCUGGCCUCCUGGUGCUGACAACGCCGCUGGCCACCUUGGCCCCACGUCUGUCUCCCAUCCUGACCUCGGCGGCUGGCCUGGUCAGUCACACCCUCUAUGUGCACCUGCAACCGGGCAUGGACCUGGGGGGUCCCGCUCAGCCCCAGGCCAGCCCCGUGCAGGCCACCUUUGAAGUUCUGGAUUUCAUCACACACCUCUACACCGGCGCCGACCUGCUCAGGCACCUGGACGUCAGAAUUCUACUGACCAAUAUCCAAACCAAGAGCACUUUUGUCCCCGUUCUGCCCUCCGUUCAGAAUCUGGCCCAGCCUCCAGAAGUAGUACUGACGGACUUCCAGACCCUGGAUGGGAGCCAGUACAACCCGGUUAAACAACACCUGGAGCGUUAUGCUACCAGUUGUUACAGCUGUUGUUCACAGUUGUCUUCCAUCCUGCUGUAUCCGGAUUAUGGAACUGGAGAGCUGCCCGUGGAGACCCCGAAUGCCUCCUUACCCUCCACCAUAAGGCCAGCUUCCCCAGUGGCCAGAUCUUCAAAGCAGCCUGUGCGUGGCUACCACCGUGGGGCCGUGGGUGGCACUUUUGACCGCUUGCACAACGCCCACAAAGUGUUGCUCAGUAUUGCAUGUGUGCUGGCCCAGGAGCAGCUUGUGGUGGGAGUAGCAGACCAAGACCUGCUGAAGAGCAAGCUGCUCCCUGAGUUGCUCCAGCCCUAUGCCCAGCGUGUGGACCAUCUGAGUGAGUUCCUGGUGGACAUCAAGCCCUCCCUGACUUUUGAUAUCGUCCCCCUGCUGGACCCCUAUGGGCCUGCUGGGUCUGACCCUACCUUGGAGUUCCUGGUGGUCAGCGAGGAGACCUAUCGUGGGGGGAUGGCCGUCAACCGCUUCCGCCUUGAGAAUGGCAAGGAGGAACUUGCCUUAUACCAGAUACAGCUGCUGAAGGACCAAAGUCACGGUGAAAAUGAGGAGGACAAGGUCAGCUCCUCCAGCUUCCGUCAGCGGAUUCUGGGAAACCUGCUUCAGCCUCCAGAUCAGAGGCCGGAGCUCCCAUCUGGGCUCUAUGUGCUCGGGCUGACAGGCAUCAGUGGCUCUGGGAAAAGCUCAGUAGCUCAGCGCUUGAAGAACCUGGGAGCAUAUAUCAUUGACAGUGACCAUCUGGGCCACCGGGCCUAUGCUCCCGGGGGCCCUGCCUACCAGCCUGUGGUGGAGGCCUUUGGAGCAGAUAUUCUUCAUAAAGAUGGCACCAUCAAUAGGAAGGUCCUGGGCAGCCGGGUGUUUGGCAACAAGAAGCAGAUGAAGAUCCUCACAGAUAUUGUGUGGCCAGUUAUCGCAAAGCUGGCCCGAGAGGAGAUGGACUUGGCUGUGGCUAAGGGAAAGUCUGUGUGUGUGAUAGACGCCGCUAUGCUGCUGGAAGCCGGCUGGCAGAAUAUGGUGCACGAGGUGUGGACCAUUGUCAUCCCUGAGACCGAGGCUGUACGACGCAUCGUUGAGAGGGAUGGACUGAGCGAGGCAGCCGCGCAGAGCCGGCUGCAGAGUCAGAUGAGCGGGCAGCAGCUGGUAGAGCGGAGCCAUGUGGUCCUGAGUACCUUGUGGGAACCACAUGUCACACAGCGACAGGUGGAAAAGGCCUGGACUCUUCUACAGAAGCGCCUCUCUAAGACCCACCAGACCAAGAACUGACAGUGGAUUUUCUGUGGCACCAAAGUGGCCCCUGGAACUGACAAAUCCGGUGGUGAGGAGGAAUGGGGGCCUCGAUGUCCACCCUCUGGCAGGCCUAUGGGGCUUCAAGCUAAGCUGUGCAGGACGCAGACAGAAGCCUGGAAGGCUGCCUAGCAUGCUGGAAUUUGGCCAGCAGUGAGGCUGUAGCCAAUGGGGGAGCAGUCCCUCUAGGGUUCCGUCCCCUUUAGUGGUGGAUGUGAUGUCUGUCUACCGUUGAUGGGUUGUGGCAAACACUGGACCCAGUAGCCGAAUUAAAGAUGUUCCCAAGGC
This is a messenger RNA of Peromyscus maniculatus bairdii (prairie deer mouse), 2169 nucleotides long. RefSeq names its product Coenzyme A synthase (gene Coasy). The record is from RefSeq and is a predicted model, not a curated record. Lineage: Eukaryota; Metazoa; Chordata; Mammalia; Rodentia; Cricetidae. Gene Ontology annotation, biological process: coenzyme A biosynthetic process. Gene Ontology annotation, molecular function: pantetheine-phosphate adenylyltransferase activity; ATP binding; dephospho-CoA kinase activity.